CUCCACAGCAAGAGGAAAAGAGUUGAAUCUCCUGAGCAGUUGAUUUUUCUGGUGAAUUGCUUGGACCCCUCUUCAUCUUUUUCACAUUUUCAUGGAGAGGACAUAAUAUGGGGUGAGUUUUAAGGGUUUCCUAUCAGUUCAAUUCCACUUGGAGCCAUCAAAAAUGCCCAGGUCAUCCCUGCUGGUGAGAAAUGCUGAUCUCUAUGAAGAUGUCAACUCAACAGAAGAGCCGGCCACCUUAAUGAGCAACCAAACAAGCCAGGAAAGCUGGUCUGAAGAUGCCUCCCUUGGUUUGGCGACCCUCUGUACUAUUUACGCAGCCUAUGCCACCAUCAUUUCCAUGGGUCUUCUAGGGAACGUCAUCCUUGUCAAAGUCUUCUUCAAGAUCAAAUCCAUGCAGACCGUGCCCAAUAUUUUCAUUACCAGCUUGGCUUUUGGGGAUCUGCUCCUUCUGUUGACCUGCGUGCCGGUGGACGCUGCCUGUUACAUCGUGGAUACUUGGUUGUUCGGACGAAUCGGCUGUAAACUCUUGUCUUUUAUUCAACGAACCUCCGUGGGGGUAUCCGUAUUCACGCUGACGGUCCUCAGCGCUGACAGAUACAAGGCAAUUGUGAAACCCUUGGAGCUCCACUCGGAUGCCGUUCUGAAGACCUGCUGCAAAGUUGCUUGCAUCUGGAUCGUCUCCAUGUUAUUUGCCGCUCCGGAAGCCGUAUCUUCCGAUCUCUAUACUUUCCACCUGCCCGAGAAGAACACCACGCUCGAAACCUGCGCCCCGUAUCCUGUCUCUGAACGUGUCCUGCAGGAAGUCCACUCGCUGGUUUGCUUCUUGAUCUUCUACAUCUUACCCCUAGCGAUCAUAUCUAUCUACUACUUCCUGAUUGCCAAGACCCUCUACAAAAGCACAUCCAGUAUGCCCGCAGAAGAGCAAGGUCACGCUCGUAAGCAGAUUGAAUCCCGCAAGCGAGUGGCCAAAACCGUGCUCGUUUUAGUAGGCUUGUUUGCCUUCUGCUGGCUCCCUAACCACAUUCUUUACCUGUACCGUUCGUUCACCUACCACACUUCCAUAGACACGUCCACUUUCCAUCUGGUGGCCACCAUCUUCUCCCGGGCGCUGGCCUUCAGCAAUUCCUGCGUCAACCCCUUCGCUCUCUACUGGCUGAGUAAAAGCUUCCGCCAACAUUUCAAGAAGGAAAUCUCGUGCUGCAAAGCCAAGAUGCCCGUCAGAAGAGCCAGCCUCACUCAGGCCCACACCCCGAGCAGAGCCAUGUCAGUCACGGGCUCGGAAAUCAGCGUCACUUUGCUCACGGAUUAUAGCAUCACCAAAGAAGAGGAGAGCGUUUAAUUGUACUUCGUCCCGCUAGAUCGACCGGCAAGAUCCAGAAAAUUGCCGAAGGUAAAUGAGGAGCUUCUUGUACUGGGCAGAAAUCUUCCCAAUGCAUCUUUAAGAUCUCACACCUCAGCAUCAGAGAACUUUGCUGCAAAUCACAGCCGCCUGUUUCACACAUGCACACAUCUCAGUGUGGUUUUCCUCCCAAGCUGCCUUCCCAGGCAUGUUCAACUUAAUCAAACCCCGCAUAUUCCCUUGGCCAGUGGUGAAAUCCAUUUUUGGUGGGCGUGGUGUGGCUUGGUGGGUGUGGCAGGGGAAGGAUAUUGCAAAACCUCCAUUCCCAUCCCACUCCUGGGGGAAGGAUAUUGCAAAAUCUCCAUUUCCAUCACACUCUGGGGCCAGCCACGAGGUGGUAUUUGCCGGUUCUCCAAACUACUCAAAAUUUCCGCUACCGGUUCUCCAGAACCUGUCAGAACCUGCUGGAUUUCACCCCUGCCCUUGGCCCUUGCAAGGAGAAGCAAGAACUUGGGUGGCUUUAGAUCAGGGUACAGAACAUUGGAAGCUGCGUAAGAAGGAAAGGAUGAGCUGUUAUCUGGCAACUGCAGGAGGAGAAAAGGGCUGGCUAGCAGCUCAAAUAGCAUUACCAGAAUCGCAGAGUUGGAAGGGACCUUGGAGGUCUUCUAGUCCAACCCCUUGGUCAAGCAGGAGGAGACUUUCUACAAUUUCAGACCAACGGUUGUCCGAUCUCUUCUUAAAAACCUCCAGUGCUGGAGCACUGACAACUUCUGGAGGCAAGUCGUUCCGACUGUUUAUUCUUCUCACUUGUCGGGAAAUUUCUCUUUACUUCCAGGUUGCUUCUCUCCUGGAUUAGUUUCCAUCCACUGUUUCUUGCAUUAGAAAGAGAUACGGAGGUUUCAUGAAAAAAAAACAACCAACGGAUUAGCAUCAAUUAGUCAUAAAGUGGCACAUACACCGUCAGAAUCCUCCCAGCAAAUAUAUAUACUGCUUGCAAAUAAUGGGCAAUAAGCCCUUCCCUUCAUAUUCUGCUUCUGAAGACAUUGGCUUCUGCAUUCAAGGCCAUUAUGGAGAUACACAGUAGGGGCCAAAAUUGUGGAAACCUUUUGGGAAAAGUGUAUUUUCUAAAACUGGCUAAUAACAUCACUUCUUUGGGUAGUACCAUAAAAUUAUAUAUCCAUGGAAAGAUAAUUUAAUCAAGAAUGUAAUGCAAUCACUUUCAUGAAGGAUUUGCUAAUAGAAUAGCAGUUACGGUAUAAAGAAGAAAAGUGAAACACGUAGAAAAAACGAGAGAUACAAAAAUGAUCACCAUAGAAAAAACGAGAUAUGCAAAAAUGAUCCCCAUGUCAGUUAAUCGUUAGUUGGGUAACCUUUAGCAUGAAUGAUGGCCUUCCAACAUCUUCCCAUGGAGUGAACCAAGUCUUUUAAUUCUGCAGCUGUUCUAAUGUGAAACCAAGAUUGAAGGAUUGCUUCUAUUAACUGGGUUUUAUUGCUGGGUCGCUUCUGACUAACAAGUUUCUUUAGUCGGCUCCAUAGAUUUUCCAUUGGAUUAAGAAGGUCUGGGCUCUUCCCAGGCCAUUCCAGCAGUGGAAUAGGAUUAUCUUGAAACUCCCCCAAAAAGUAGUGUUAUUAGCCAUCCAACCUCAAAAAUACACUUUUCCCAAAAGGUUUUCACAAUUUUGGCCACUACUGUAUGAAAUACGGGAGGUAAUACUCUAAGCCAGCCUAUUUAUGAAGGUUGCCGCAUCCUGGAGUCAUGUCAUUAUCGUCAUCCGUGAUCAUCUCAGGAGGCUUCUAACACACAAAGUCAAUGGUGGGGUGGGGGAAGGGAAGCCAUAUUCGCUUAAGGACUGCAUGAUUUGCUUAAGCCCUGUGGCUGAAAAAGUCAUUAAAAUCAGGCACAACACAUUUCACAAGCACAUCGCUUCACGAUGAAAAAUUCUGGUGGCCGUUAAGUGGAGAACUGCCUGUAACGUCCUUACCCCUUUCUUGAAUGAAGUAAGAGGUUUGCAUUUAUCAUUAAAAAGCAUCGUACUGCAACCUUGUUGUGAAAUUUAAAUGGUUAAGUGGCCCUAAUAAAGCUUGCUUUCAGUACAGGAAA
This is a messenger RNA of Pantherophis guttatus, 3443 nucleotides long. RefSeq names its product bombesin receptor subtype 3 (gene BRS3). Gene Ontology annotation, biological process: bombesin receptor signaling pathway. Gene Ontology annotation, molecular function: bombesin receptor activity. NCBI's taxonomy places the organism in Eukaryota, Metazoa, Chordata, Lepidosauria, Squamata, Colubridae. The record is from RefSeq and is a predicted model, not a curated record. Gene Ontology annotation, cellular component: plasma membrane.